Molecule: messenger RNA, 3703 nt
Organism: Chelonus insularis
Lineage: Eukaryota; Metazoa; Arthropoda; Insecta; Hymenoptera; Braconidae
Product: large proline-rich protein BAG6
Exons: 11
Coding region: 171-3575 (1134 amino acids)
Cellular component (GO): BAT3 complex
Molecular function (GO): misfolded protein binding; polyubiquitin modification-dependent protein binding
Source: RefSeq, a predicted model, not a curated record
UCAUGAAUAACGCCAUUAGCCGUGAAGACAUAAAAUGAAUUCUGGGUAAAAUUGUGAGUGUCGUACUUUUUUGUGGACUUGUAUUUCUAAUAAUCAUUAAUUUAUAUUUGUCUUUCGAUAAUCUACAACUUUGAAUUUUUAGUGAGCAUUGAAUCCAUCAAAAAGGCAACAUGAUCGAUCUCACGGUGAAGACCUUGGAUUCACAAAACCACGCUUUUUCAUUAAAUGACGACAUUACCGUCAAACAGUUCAAAGAUCGAAUUGCAGAAACCAUAAACAUUCCUGCUAGUACACAACGACUUAUUUAUUGUGGUAGAGUUCUUCAAGAUGAAAAACUUUUAAAUGAAUAUGAUGUAAAUGGCAAAGUCAUACACUUGGUACAGAGAGCCCCACCUUCAGUCACUCAAAGGAGUAGCAAUGCUAGUCAGAGCCAGGGACAAAGUCAGGCUUCAGGGGGAGAAGGAGGAGGCUGGUCACAACUUCCACGAAUUCACUAUCGACAAUUUCAUGGAAAUCCGAUGUAUGUAAGCUCAGUUUCAAUCCCCAGCGACGUUUUAGAAGGCCGUGAGUGGCUUGUACGACCCAAUACACCCAACAAUGGAGUUCGUCGUCAUAUUACUGUAAUUCGUCAAAUGUUAAACCAAGCUAAUUCAAUCAUUGAUCGUUUAGAUAAUACUCCAAGUGCUCCUGAAGCUAAUUUGGAAAACAUAUCACAAUCUGAUGAAACACCACGAGAAACAUCUGAUGUUGAAACAGAUGGAGAAAGAAGUGAACUUCCAGUAUCUGGAGUUAACAUUGCUCUUGCUAGAGUUCAUAAUGAUGGUACACUUGAACCAAUUCUUGUAUCUAUGAACGCAGCUCAAUCUAGCCAAACAGAUCAACAACCGCAACAGCCACAACAACAACCGCCACAAGAAACUUCACAACAGUCAACCGCUUUUAAUGAAGAAUUGAAUGAUCAGACUGAAAGUACUGAUGCUCUUAUUCCACGCGUAUUAGCAGAACUGUUGGAAAAACUAUUAACCACUCAAGAGCGAUUAAAUCCUUAUAUUAGAGAUCGACUUCUUGCAACUCGAAAUUUACCAGAAUUGGUAGAAGAUGCUGCUCUUGCAAGAGAAAAUCAACAAGUUUUUGAUCGUGUUACAGAAUGUUUACACUGUUUGUCACAUGCUCAACAUGCUUUGAGUAAUUUAACUAUUGAUAUGCGACAAUCCCCAAGAUUAUUACGUUGUCGACCUAUGAGUAUUAAUUCUCCACCUAUGUUGCAAGCUGGCGUUCCUAUUCAAGUAGAAGCGCAUAUCAGUUUACAUGGCCAGAAUGACAAUCCCAACUUUGAUGAUAACAAUAGUGCAACAAGAACUGACACACAAUCUACAGAAACACCAACUUCUACGAAUGCUGAGACAAGUACUUCAAGAACUACGUCAUCAACAUCAUCACAGCCACAAUCUGCUUCUGAUCAACAAAAUACUAAUUCUACUAAUUCCCAACAACAGCAUCAAUCAAAUUCUCCACUUGGGACACUUUUUAAUAUUUCAAAUAAUGUAGAAGUUGUAAUGGAAAUGGGUUCCCAAUUUGGCCGAGCUUGGGAUUUCGCAACAAACAGUCAAAAUCGUCCUUCCAACAGUAAUAAUACGAAUAACUCCACCAACAAUAACAAUAAUGAAAACGGCAGUAAUAAUAACAAUACCAACAGUAAUUCCAGUACCAAUACUAAUACGAACCGUGAAUUUGGUGACAAUCAAUCGUGGGCAAGUGGACAAUCACCAGAUACAAUUCGAAACUUCGUGCAAAUAAUAGCUGGUUACAUGGCCCAACAUGGACUUUCAAUACCUAUUCCAGUGCGAUCUACUCCAACUCCUAUAACUCAAGGUUCUGCUCGCCGUCGAACAGUUGCAGUUGCAUUUGCUGAAUCACCUAACUCUGGUCAAAAUUCUCAAACACGCGGCAACACCGAAACUCAUCCAACAACUUCAACACAGACACGUACAACUCCUCGGACACAUAUGUUCCAUCAACGUGGACAAGCACGUGGAGCUGGUUUAAAUCCGUCGCGCUUUUCAAACUUUGAUCCACUUUUAGUAUGUACUUCCUAUCAUUUUCGCCGGAACCAAACAUCUCCAUCUAGCUCUGCUGCUUCUACGCAAACUGGACAGACGAAUAGAUCAACUAGUACCCAAGUCUCUACUCAAUCACAGACUGCUACAACUGCGAGUGAGCAAGGUCGUCGUUGUGUAAAUCGAGAUCAGCUACAACAGUAUAUUUUUGCUACUGAACCUAGUUUGAAUGAAAGUUUUGCUCUUGCUGCCAGAAUCAGUACUCCUGAAAAUCCUAUAUCAUUAAGUUGGCUUCUAAGACGACAUGGAAUUCAUAUGGAAUCUACUGAUUCUAAAACAACGUCAAGAGCUCUAAACCUCCUUUACAUGAUUGCCGACGUGCUGUUUGAAAUACCAGUACACACUUGGACGGAAAUAUUGAAUGGAUAUUCUGAACCUUUAGACAAUGCUUUGAUAAAGCUAUGUCAGAUGUUACCAAGUCUUUAUGAUGAAGAAAUAACACCCUCCACUGCAACUCUUAUUGCUGACGAUAUUUGCUCAGUGAUCAGACCACAUUUAAAAAAUGCCUUUGUUUGCCCACGAUGUAAACGUAAUGGAACAGUAAUAAAUAUUGAAGAAGUUUCAAUCAAAUUAAUUCAUAAACAUAUUCGAAAUCUGGUCAUAUUUUUGUCAUCCUCUCCAAGAUCUUCAUCAACAAAUUGUUUGACGCUUCUGAAUGAAUUUGGAACAGAACUGGUUUCGGUUAUACGUUAUGUUCUCAAGGACUUUGUAUUAAUAAUUUCUCGAUUUGCAAGAAGCGUUGCUCUGAAAUGGCGACCAGCACUUCGCAAAUGGAGUAUCCAAAUAGCUGGUAUUUGGUUUUACAGCUAUUCACUAAAAGUACGAUUACUUCCUGAAUCUGAAAUAACUUCUUUACUCGUCAGUGAAACUGACAGUUCUGAACCAGCAGCAACUUCAUCCGAUUCUAUGGGAUCUUCUGAAUCAGCCAUUGAGCCUAUGGAGGUUGAUACUACUUCAGAUGAUCAACCUACAAAUGAUCCAUUAUUAGAUGGUGAAGAAGUACCCACUACAUUCCCUGGCCAUAAUAAUUUAUUGCCUGAUUGGGUACCAAUAAUAGCUAGAGAUGGAGCAAGACAACGUCGGCAAUUACAAUUGGGUUUAGCUGAUAGUAAUUCAACAACAUUCAGUGACGCGUAUUUAUCAACGAUGCCAAGUAAACGACGUAAACUAGUUGAACAAAAAAAGCCAUCAUUGCUCGUUAGCCCUACGCCAAAUCAUUCGGUCAUUUCCGCAUCAAUAGAACGUUUAGUAAGGGAAAGUGUAGAACGUGCUGGAGUUGAAGAAGUAGAUGGUGCAAUUGCAGCUCUUGUUGCAGAACCAACUGUUAGAAGAGCCUUUGGUCUAGCAAUUAGAGAGAGUCUUGUCCCAGGCAGAUUCCAAACUCCUGAUUUUCCAGAUCCUUUACGCUUUCCGAAUGCCACCAAGUUCUUUGCAAAUCCAAGUAGGUCUCCUAAAUAAUCACAUACACUUGAAGUAAUCGAAUAAUGGUUAUGGAUUGAUAAAUAUAUCUUAAUUACUUAUAUCUUCAUUACAAAUACGACACAUGAAUGUCAUUUAUGUAAGUUAAAUGUACUAAGUAAUAUCUA